Haliotis rufescens (red abalone) is the source of this 1614-nucleotide messenger RNA. RefSeq names its product alpha-N-acetylgalactosaminidase-like. The coding region runs from base 54 to 1268 and encodes 404 amino acids. Gene Ontology annotation, cellular component: cytoplasm. The record is from RefSeq and is a predicted model, not a curated record. Gene Ontology annotation, molecular function: alpha-galactosidase activity. Lineage: Eukaryota; Metazoa; Mollusca; Gastropoda; Lepetellida; Haliotidae. Gene Ontology annotation, biological process: glycoside catabolic process; oligosaccharide metabolic process; glycosylceramide catabolic process. The transcript is spliced from 7 exons.
CAGCUUAUAAACGACGGGUGGUGGUCGUUGACCCAUUCUUACAUCUGGUGGAGAUGGCAGGUCUUGGUCUGCUUGUGUUGCUGGCGGCUGUCCUUGGGGUGUCCCGGGCCUUGAAUAAUGGCCUCGCCCUGACCCCGCCCAUGGGUUUCCUGAACUGGGAGAGGUUCCGAUGUAACACGGACUGCGUCAAUGACCCGGAUAACUGUAUCAGCGAGAAGUUGUUCAUGAAGAUGGCAGACAUUAUUGCGGAGGAGGGCUACCGCGAGCUCGGCUACGAAUACAUCGGCAUCGACGACUGCUGGCCCUCCAAAUCCCGGGACGCUGAUGGUAACCUCGUGGCAGAUCCAGAGAGGUUCCCUAAUGGAAUCCUAGGUCUCUCUCGAUAUGUCCAUUCCCGUGGGCUAAAACUGGGUAUCUAUGAAGACGUUGGUACCAAGACCUGCGCAGGGUACCCUGGGAGUCAGGACUACACUAAGCAAGACGCCGAGACAUUUGCAAAAUGGGAACUAGAUUUACUCAAGUUUGAUGGCUGUAACACAGACACAAACCGCUCGGCAAUACAUUUCCCCUUAAUGAGCCAAAGUCUGAACGCGACUGGCAGACCUAUCCUCUACACGUGUGAAUGGUGGAGUGGAGAUCAGACCCAGCACUCCCACUACACCCGCAACAGCGAGUACUGCAACAGCUGGAGGACCUUCAACGACAUACAGGACAGCUGGCCCUCCGUCCUCGGCAUCAUCCAACACUAUGCCAAAAACGCCGGGGAUUUCAUCUCAGUAUCAGGGCCAGGGUCCAUCAACGAUCCAGAUGAGCUGAUUAUCGGGGACUUCAGUCUGAGUUAUGACCAAGAGAAGACUCAGUUCGGGAUGUGGGCGAUGUUUGCCGCCCCACUCUACAUAUCCGCUGAUCUGAGGACCAUGAGACCACAGGCCAAGUCCAUUCUACAGAACAGGGCCGUCAUUGCCAUCAACCAGGACCCACUCGUAAAGGGAGCUAAUAUGAUAAAAGAGAUUCAAAACGUGCAGGUCUGGCUGAAACCUUUGGUGAAACCCGGAAGUUAUGCAGUAGCUUUCUUCAACCCGAACUCAGAUGGAACACCAACACGCAUGUCCCUGACCCUAGCGGACAUCACAUUGACCAAUCAGAAUGGCUAUAACAUUACUAACGUUUUUGAUGACGUCAGUAUGGGCAUGUACAAGCCGAGCGGUCAGUUCAAUGUGACUGUCAACCCUACGGGAAUUGUGCUGGUCAAAGCUAUGCCUCUUUGAUAUGCCUAACAAAAGGCCAUAUGUUUAAAGGUCAUUUGUUCAUAAAUAAUGACUGAGUGCAACAUGAAGAUGUGGAAUGUUUGGUUACCUUUUCCAAUUUGAUAAAACCUUGUAAUUUGAAAUGGUAAACAUUAGGGUUCAAAAUAUACACCCUAUACUAUCAACUUUCUGUCGUGAUCGACUGGUAACAGCAGAGUGGUUAAGUGUAGCCCAUUCAUCUGUUGUCGAGAAUUGCGACUUGCGACCUACCUCGAUGCUGCAACCAUAAACAUUCUCCGUCUGAAUAUUGUAUGUGUCAAGGAUUGUUUUUUGUAGUGUAAACAAAUAAAUCAAACAUUUAAACAGA